Messenger RNA from Melitaea cinxia (Glanville fritillary), 1119 nucleotides. Its product is annotated as delta-like protein 1. Gene Ontology annotation, cellular component: membrane; extracellular region; cell surface. Gene Ontology annotation, biological process: anatomical structure development; cell communication. The record is from RefSeq and is a predicted model, not a curated record. Lineage: Eukaryota; Metazoa; Arthropoda; Insecta; Lepidoptera; Nymphalidae. The transcript has 6 exons. Gene Ontology annotation, molecular function: calcium ion binding; signaling receptor binding. The coding region runs from base 1 to 1119 and encodes 372 amino acids.
AUGAGAAAUUUAAUUUUAAUCGUCGUUAUUUGUUGUGUAACACCGGCGGUGUUGCCAGCUAAAUAUAUCAUACCGAAGUGGAAAAAACAGAAGAGUGUCCAGGCGUGCGAGUUGCCGUCAGUGCAGAGCGAGCACAGCCAUUACGUGUGUGAUGACAAGGGCGAGCCCAAGUGUUUACCAGGCUGGCAGGGCGAUCUGUGCGACGUGCCAAUAUGUAAAAAGGGUUGUGAUCCUUUGCAAGGUUAUUGCAAGCGACCGGGCGAAUGCCGGUGUAAAUUAGGAUUCUACGGUGACCGAUGUAACAAAUGCAUACCACUUCCCGGCUGUCAGCAUGGCUACUGUAACGUGUCCUUCGAAUGCAUAUGCAGAGAUGGUUGGGACGGAUUGUUUUGUUCUGAACCAAUCUGUCGCUCGGAUUGUCACGCGACGCGCGGUUUCUGCGAGUCGCCGGGCGAGUGCCGCUGUCGGUUAGGUUGGGCGGGGCCGACGUGCCGCGCCUGCCAGCCGCUACCGGGCUGUCAGCACGGCUACUGCGAUAAGCCACUGGAAUGUAAAUGCUUACCAGGAUACACCGGACUGUUGUGCCAGACUCCAAUAUGCGCUCCUGGUUGCCACGGAGAGCGUGGUUACUGCAGACGGCCAGGAGAGUGCCGCUGCAAGGUCGGAUGGACGGGACGCACGUGCUCUCAGUGCCACAGGUACCCCGGCUGCGUGCACGGAACUUGUAACAGACCAUGGGAAUGCAUCUGUGAACCCGGUUGGGGCGGUAUGCUUUGCGAUGAAGAGUUAAAUUACUGUGAGAAAAAUCAAGAUACGUGCAAAAACGGCGGUAAAUGCCAGUCACUAGAAUCUGGAGAUGGCUUCUACAGAUGUCAAUGCCCUCCCGGUAUCAGUGGCAAAAAUUGCGAGAAUCUUCCAGACAGUAUGACGACACCUGCUGCGAACAUCACAGAAGUACCAGAAGUACCAGAAGUACCAGAAGUACCAGAAGUACCAGAAGUACCAGAAGUAACAGAAACGUCAGAAGCACCAGAAGAAGUUGAAGAAACAGAUGAAAGUUCAUCGGUAAAACCCGAUGGUACAUCUGAACUGAAUAAUGGUGAAAAUGAGACUGAAUGA